Messenger RNA from Penicillium argentinense, 1176 nucleotides. RefSeq lists its product as uncharacterized. NCBI's taxonomy places the organism in Eukaryota, Fungi, Ascomycota, Eurotiomycetes, Eurotiales, Aspergillaceae. The annotation marks the transcript as partial. The record is from RefSeq and is a predicted model, not a curated record. The transcript is spliced from 4 exons.
AAAGAAGAUUUCUCAUUUCGCGGCCCAGUUGGUCUCUGUCUCCGUCAAGCGCCAAAUACCGCCAAAGAGCUCUUUUUCGGCAGAGAGUCCGAGCUUAAUGACAUGAAACCCCAUUUUGACGAACAGAAUGCGCCGUGUCUAGUUCUCGGUGGGAUAGGUGGCGUUGGCAAGAGUCGACUAGCUAUCGCUUACGCAGAAUCCACGGCGUCCACGGGAUUGCCAGUCUUAUCUUCGGAGUCCAAGAUUCCAGAGUCCUUGAUGGUAAAUAUAUUGUUGAACGUCCAAUUUGACAUCAGUGAUUAUUAUCCAGUUACCUCGUCUGGAGCUAUCAUAGUCACUACUCGACAACCAGAGUGCAUUCCUGGGAAGAUUCGAAUUAUUCAUAUAGGAGCUUUCCAAAACAUCGAGGAUAGCCUCCUAGUGCUUCAAACCCGCUCGGAACGACAGAAUGUUCAGUCAGAUACCACAGAUAAAGGUGCAAAGCGCCUCGCGAAUCGGCUAAAAGGAUUUCCGCUUGCUUUGGCAACUGCUGGGACAUACCUCAAACGAAGUACUUUCAGCUUUCAGCGAUACUUGGAAGAGUAUGAGAAGCGCUGGAAUAUUGAUCCUCGACAUCCACCUGAGCUUCCAGAGUAUCGCGAGCGCACACUUUACACGACUUGGGAUUUGUCAUACGCUUUCCUAGAAGAGAAGGAGCCUCGUGCGGCAAAACUGCUCAAAUUGUUGGCCUAUUUCGAUAACCGAAAUCUUUGGUUUGAGUUUUUCCAUGGAGGACUAACCGAAAAGUCUCCCGAAUGGCUUCGUGAAACGGUUACCGGCGAGGUGUCCUUCCAAGGAGAGAUGAAAUCCAUUCAACAUCGAACUCAUGGAGCAUGCAUAACUGUGCACGACUGGACAAUGGCCGCGCUCAACAAGAAUAUCAACAUGGAGUAUUAUUACUAUGCUCUUGAUUGUGUUGAUGCAACCAUCAGCGAGAAUGAUGACACUUCGGGGGCUUCUUUGAUGAAUAUCACCUAUUCCCGCCCAGCUGGUUACGCAGCACGACUAGCACAUCACUGGUUCCUCGAAAGCGAUGCGAUCGAUGGCAUUACACUCAACCUAUACGAUCAGUACGAGAAGCUCUCUAAGGCAUCACAUCUACUCAAGCAGCAAGUUCAGUUUGCUGCUGCCAGUUAA